Messenger RNA from Homalodisca vitripennis (glassy-winged sharpshooter), 5036 nucleotides. RefSeq names its product structure-specific endonuclease subunit SLX4 (gene mus312). Gene Ontology annotation, cellular component: Slx1-Slx4 complex; nucleus. Bases 522 to 4844 code for a protein of 1440 amino acids. The transcript has 12 exons. The record is from RefSeq and is a predicted model, not a curated record. Gene Ontology annotation, biological process: meiotic DNA double-strand break processing; resolution of meiotic recombination intermediates; interstrand cross-link repair. Gene Ontology annotation, molecular function: enzyme binding. Lineage: Eukaryota; Metazoa; Arthropoda; Insecta; Hemiptera; Cicadellidae.
UGUUAUUUGCAGUGAGACUUUUUUUCUUCAUGGUUACAUAGCACAACUACAGAGUCAAGGUCAACAGAAACAGUGACGAAUUAUUAAAAUUAUUUACACUUGUUAUUGAUAUUGAAUGAUCGGUUAUCGGUAUAACUUUUGUUUUAUGAAGACACAAAACUAUAUCACAAAGUUUGAAGUAAAUUUUGAUGGGUUUUCCAAAAGAACUUUUCAGCAGAGUGAGACGUACUAAGGGAACUAAAGUAUUUAGUGUGGUAAAAUACUAUGCUUUUGGAGGAUUGGUUCUAGGUACUCUCAUUGGAAUUGGGAUGAGAUAUACUGCUCUAUUUGAAGAAUUUAGAAGAGAAUACAGUGAAGGACUCUAUGAUAACACACCAGAGUAUGAGAGGAAAAAGUUAUAUUUAUCACUUGGUAUUCCAAUACCCCAGACAUCGGAACAAUUGAAGAAAGAUAAAGAAUUUUAUAGAGGUACACAUGAACCUAUCGUAAAAACCUAAGCUUACUUACUUACCUCGGUGAAGAUGUCACAGAUUGGGAAGAAAGAAAAGAGUUUGUCAACGAAAAGUAAUGUGAACAAAAAGAAAACAAAUAGUGUUUGUAGUAAAGAGUCUUCUAGUAAUUUUGACAGCUUCUUCAGUUUAAGUUUGGCAAACAAGAAAGAGAAUAAAGAUGAUUCUUUGCUGGGUUCAGAAUGUCACAUGAAAGAUAUAUCUUAUCAGCAUAAUGAAUCAGAUUUGUUCAAAUUCCCUUCAAAAUCAAAAGCAACAGGUAAAAAUGAUGUGGUUUCUGAAACAAGUUUUGAAAGCAAAGCUUCUGAAUCAGACAAUGCCUUUCAAGAAGAAACUAAAGUAGAUACUUCAUUGGAACUUCAUCUCCUGGGCACCAAACCAAACAUAUUUAAUGAUACAACAUUAACUUCUAGUGAUCAUGAAGAGUCAAAUAAAGAAUGUAUAAAGUCUGAUUCAUUUGAAAUUACAAUUGAAAAAGGAAAUUCAGAACUAAACAAUCUGGAUGAAGAAGUUCCUAUAUCAAGAGCAAAAGUGUGUCGAAAUCCUCCCACUGUAGAAGAUAAGAAAUAUGUAACAAACAAGGAUGGAAGUGAAGUUACAAAUCAGUGCCCAAUAUGCUUGAAAACUGUCACCAAAUACUUGAGCCAUAUGAAAUCAUGUGCUGCCAAGAACAAACUCAGUACGCAACAGUUGCUUUCUGCGCUCAAACUUCAUAAAAAACAACUUGCUGAAAGAAAGGAGCUGGGACUGGGUCUUCCUAUACAGAGUUACAGAGCAAAGGUUUCUCCAAAGAGAUCUAGAGCUAAUGAUAAAAAGGGACCAGUGGAUUCGAGCUUACAGCUGGCACUGGCCUUGUCAGCAUCGCUGCAUUCGGCGGAGGAGAAUGAGCUGAUCCAGGAGGCUGAAGCUCUGAAGGAGGCGGGGCUCUCUGAGGAGGCUGAACAGAAGCUCAGUACCUUAGAGAAAUAUGGGUUUGCUACAUCAUUGCCUCCUGUAGCCAGAAUUGCUCAAGGCAGUUCCAAAUCCAUGGUCAUGGCUCCGACUCUGCUGCAGAAGAGAACCAGAGAAGACAGAGAGAGAAUAGUUACAGAAAAAGUUGCAAUAGUUUUGAUAAACGAAGAUGAAAAUGUCUCUUUAGAUGAGUUUACUACAAAGGAGCUAGUAAUCAAAUCAAAUCAACUUAGAAAAGUUUGGGAUAAAGAUAGUCAAUUAUGGACCAAAGCACAUUGUGGAGCAGAUGAACAACGACAGGCUUUCUACGUUCAGAAGUUGUCCGAGUUUGUCACCCCUAGCAAGUCCGAGGUGGGGGAGAACUUAAAGAGGUUAUCUCAACUUCCGGGGCGAUUGAAUACGCCGGAAAGAGACUGUAAUUUUUCUCCAACCACUUCUCUCAAAAGUCAACGGUCUGAUGAAGUCAACUUGUCUGAAUUAACAACGCCACCUCAAAUAUCAUCAUCCAGAGAAACACUGUUGAAUUUGGUUGAAGUUCCAACAACUCAUAAAAGUUGGCAGAACUCAACAAAAACACAAAAGCUAUCUGACGAUUGGUUAGCACUUGUUAAUAAUUCUAAGUUGAGUGACAUUACAAUACAAUGUAGUAACAAUGAUUUAGUGCCUGCCCAUAAACUGGUCUUUCAUGUUAGGUGUCCAAGUGUGUUGGAAGCUGUGGUCAUGGUGGAAAACCGUGAGGAGUUCCUUGAUUGUAAUGAUUCUUCUAAAGAUUCAAUUUUAGCUUUUCUUGAGUUUGUCUAUUCUGGUAGCACCAAUAGGCUGUCAUCCUUGGUAGCUGAGGAUCUGCAUUGUGUUCUUAAUCUUGCAGACAAGUUUAACUGUUCUGAUCUUAUGAACCAUUUAAGGACUUUUGUUGAAAAUAAACUUAAUAAAGCUGAACCAAAGAAAGAUGUUAAACGGGAUCUUUUUCAUACAAAUAAAGAUUCAGAAAAUAGUCUUAAUAUAAGCAGUAGACUGACUCCUAAAAGAAACAGUCUUUUAAGUAAUAUAUCAAGCAGAAAUACUUCAGAAUUGAAUUUUGCCUCAACUAGUAGAAUUCAUAAUAAUGAUAAUGCCUCUAAUUCUAGCAAUGGAAGAGGAUCUCCAGACAUGUUUUGUGAGUCAGACUUAAUAGAAUGUGAUGUUUCAUCACAAGAAAGUAGGGAUGAUUUAGAUAUCUUAGCAAGUCUGGUUGGAAAAUCAUUAACAGAAGUGGGAACAACACCUAACAAUAAAAUGAGUGAAAGUGGAAGUAAAACAGAAGUCGUUUUAUUGCUUAAUUCUUCCCCUGAGGUAACAUUGUCUAAAUCGCUACCAGUCAAAAGAAAAGCUCAAAGUAGUUGCAGCGAAGAUGAACAAUUGACACCAUUAAAAAAAGUGUGUUCAGAUCUGUCGCAAAGCGCUCUAUCAGAAAAUCAGGAUGGUAUCUUUGAUUUGACUCAGAGUAGCAACUCUUCAACUGAAGAACACACAGUUAAUGGGCUAGAUGAUAAAAGUGAUAAGGAUCUAGCUUUGGCUGAAAAUAUUGAAAAUGAAGAUGAUUGUUUAAAUGAGCUUACUCAAAAGAAUCCAUCGCCCUUAAAUAGCUCUAAAGAUGUUGAUAACUGUGCUGACUUUCAAAACAGCAGAGAUAGUAGUAGAUGUUAUGACUACAUUGAUCCCGUUUGGGAUGGUUUUGAUGACAAUUACUCGCAUUACAAUUAUGAAUUUAAUAAUUCAGUGAAAAACUCAGGAAAGUUUUCUCUUGAAAACUCACCCUCAGCUGAUAAAACCACAUUUUCUCCAUGUAGUGUUCAGUCUGAUUUAAAAUCAAUUUCAUCUCCAAAAAAUUCUUCCAAAUAUACAUAUCCAAAUAAUAAAACUCCCGAAAAAUCAUGCCAAACUAUAUCAUGUUUGUCACCCAGGACUUCCUCCACUGUGAAAUAUAUUUCAUCUGAGAGUAAGUCUCCCAAACAAUAUUCACAGAAGACUAUAAGCCCAUUAUCUAAGGCUUCUUAUGACAUAAAAUGUGUUUCUUCUGAAAGCAAGGCUCCCAGACAGUUGUUGCAAAGUACUUUAGAUAAGUACAGCCCUCAGUCUAGUAAGAAUUUGUUAAAUGAUGAUUCUGAUGUUGAAAUCAUUGAGAAUUAUCAUUCGCCGGACUUAAAUUCCAGCAAUCGAAAUAAGACAAGGAAAAAUUUGAGUUCCCAGUUCAGUUUGUCUCAAGAUAACGUUACCCAAACAUUUCACCAUACACCAAAGAACCAAAGUAGUAGUUCACAUGACUCACCAGUAAAUUCACCUACCAGUGCUUUCAAACAGUUUUCCCAAAAUAACAAAAAUAAAACACCAAACUUGCCAGUGAAAAGGGACUCUCUGGCUGCAAUGCAGCGUCUGUUAGAUGACUCUUUGGAGAUAAGUGAUAGUGUAUUCGCAACAGCUGAUGGUUUGCUAGCUUCUGAAGUAACUGCAAGUACAAAGACAAAGUUAGGAAACAUGGGUCCCUCCACAAGUACUCAAUUCCAGUGUACCGAAGAGGACAAAGGCAAGAAAUCAUUGAUGACUCCAUCUCCUGGAAUAGUCGUGUCUGAUGAUGUUACCCCCCUUGCUGACUACAGUGCUAUGAAAACUCCUGCUUUAAAAAAAGAGUUGAGUAGAUUCGGUUUGAAGCCGAGCCUGGGCCGCCACAAAGCCAAGUUACUGCUGAGGUACAUCUAUGACCAGACUCACCCCUUGGUGGCUGAGCCAGAAGCACAGGCAGACGCAUUCAGAAAACCUGAAGGGCAACCACCUCGCUCUCCACUAAAAAGUCCUCAUAAAUCACAUAAUCAAGUAAACCUACUGGAUUCUGAGUCAGACUCUGAGGAGUUCUGCUCCCAAAAAAGCACCAGCAGCAGUGUUUCAUCAUUAGCCACUUUGCCUGAAGAGAGCAUCAAUGAACCAGACGAUUUGUUAUCGCAAGAUUUAUCUUCCACAGGUGAUGUGAAAGCAGCAGUGAGAAGUCUGAUAUUUAGCCACCCAGAGCUCCAUCGCAAAGUACUGCUGUAUGAACCCAUCUACUUGGAGGACUUGAUGGCAUUACUCAAAGCUAAUGGGAUCAAAAGCAAACCCAGUGCUGUUAUGGACUAUUUGGAUGAGCAGUGCAUAACUUUUCGGACUACAAGCUGGAAAGCUACAAAUGAAAAGAGGAGACUGAAACAAAGAAGUCCACGGAAAAAAGCUAAAACGACAAAAGGGAGAGAUAUUAGUAAAAUAUCAGUAACUGGAAUUCCAAGUCAAAAUAAUAGUUCACCUACAAAAACGCAAUCAAAUGAAGUUAAAAAAAGGGGUCGGCCAAGAAAGGACAAUGUAAAUAAACAAGUAUAAACUUUAAAAUUACUGUUAAUAGUGUUGUAUUUUAUUGUUUGUCUUAUUUCAUAUUCUAUUUUUAACUGUUUAGUAUUUGUAAUUUUUUAUACAAUAUUUUACAAAUUAUAUAUAAAUGUUACUUGUAUAUUGUAUAUAAGUGUAAUAUGUAGUGGAGAACAGGGGAAAAAAUAAACUAGAGUCUGUAAUUAA